GGGGCAGUCCCACUCUCCAAUGAUACAGUCGCAAGGAGAAUAUCAGACAUGUCAAACGACAUCAGAGAGCAACUUGUACAGUUUAUCAAUCAGAGUCCUUACUAUGCGCUGCAGCUGGACGAAUCAACUGAUGUCGCUGGACAGGCACAGCUCCUCGCAUAUGUCCGAUAUCUGCGCGACAAGGCCAUUGAGGAAGAUGUUCUGUUUUGUCGGCCUCUUAAAUCGCACACCACAGGAGAAGCUAUAUUUGAUGUCAUUAAUGGGUUUGUGCGUGAAAAUGGUCUGGCUUGGGACUGAUGCGUUGGCCUAUGCACGGAUGGUGCACGGGCAAUGACGGGCCGCGAGCGUGGCCUAGCUGCUCGCGUUCAACAAGUAGCUCCACUUGCGAAAUGGACACACUGUAUGGUCCAUCGCGAAGCAUUAGCUGCCAAAAAAAUGUCGGUUCUGUUUGACUCCGUGCUGAACCAAUCCGUGAAAAUAAAUCUGAUCAAAUCACGGCCACUAAACUCUCGCUUGUUUGGGGUCCUCUGCCAGGAGAUGGGGUCAGGGCACGAACAGCUGCUCCUGCACACUGAAGUUCGCUGGCUCUCCAGGGGCCGGGUGUUACAGCGGUUAUAUGAGCUGCGAGCGGAGGUGAAGUGUUUUUUGACAGAAAUCAAAUCAGAUCUGGCUAAGCAUCUGGAUGACACCAUGUGGCUUGCGUCCCUGGCCUAUCUGGUCGAUAUAUUUGACCGUUUGAAUGGCCUCAACUUGUCUUUGCAAGGCCGCGAAACUCAUAUUUUGCUCCUCGCGGACAGAGUGAACCGCCUUCACACAAAAAAUUGA
Messenger RNA from Scomber japonicus (chub mackerel), 825 nucleotides. Its product is annotated as zinc finger BED domain-containing protein 5-like. The record is from RefSeq and is a predicted model, not a curated record. Lineage: Eukaryota; Metazoa; Chordata; Actinopteri; Scombriformes; Scombridae.